AUGGGAAAAUCCACUAAGGCGCAAAAGCAAGCAGUUAAACAGAAAGCAGCAACGCAAGAGGAAAAGCCCGAAUUGAAAAAUGAGAAGGUUCUGCCCUCUAACGAGUCCGAUGUUCUGGAGCUGGAGGACGAGGAUGAAUCUGACGCCGAUUCUGGUUUAGACGAUGAGUUUGAUGUUGCCAACGUCCCAUCGGAUGACGAUGAAUCCGAGGAUGAUGAAGAGUUGGAUGACGAGUUCCCUUUGAGGAAGAAGAAAAAGGUUAGCACGGACGGUGGAGAUCAAUUUGCCAGUGCAUUCAACGCUAUCGUUGGCUCCAAAUUGAAGGCAUACGACAGGAAAGAUCCAAUUUUGGCCAGAAACAAGUCCACACUCAAAAAGUUGGAGUCUGAUAAGUUGGAGAAGAAAGCCAAGCGUGAAUUGCUUGCGGAAAAGAAACAGAUUCAGGACAAGGUUCGUAUACGGAACCUUCUUCCUUCAGCCAGCGAGCCUGAAAAGGUCCGCGAUAUCAUCGAAAAGGAGAAAAAGCUCAAGAAGGUUGCCCAGAGAGGUGUGGUGAAGUUGUUCAACGCCGUCUUAGCUACACAAGUCAAGACCAAGGAGGAGAUCGGUAAAACGAAGGUCUCUGCUGGUAAGCAGGACGAGAUGUUGAAUGAACUCUCUAAAUCCAAGUUUUUGGACCUUGUGAAGGCAGCAGGCAAUACUUAA
Candidozyma duobushaemuli is the source of this 705-nucleotide messenger RNA. RefSeq names its product Rrp15p (gene RRP15). Gene Ontology annotation, cellular component: preribosome, large subunit precursor. The record is from RefSeq and is a predicted model, not a curated record. The transcript has a single exon. Gene Ontology annotation, biological process: maturation of 5.8S rRNA; maturation of LSU-rRNA. NCBI's taxonomy places the organism in Eukaryota, Fungi, Ascomycota, Pichiomycetes, Serinales, Metschnikowiaceae. The coding region runs from base 1 to 705 and encodes 234 amino acids.